Messenger RNA from Emiliania huxleyi CCMP1516, 1645 nucleotides. RefSeq names its product mevalonate-5-diphosphate decarboxylase (gene MVD1). Gene Ontology annotation, biological process: isoprenoid biosynthetic process; isopentenyl diphosphate biosynthetic process, mevalonate pathway. Gene Ontology annotation, molecular function: diphosphomevalonate decarboxylase activity; ATP binding. The transcript has 4 exons. Lineage: Eukaryota; Haptophyta; Isochrysidales; Noelaerhabdaceae. Bases 31 to 1350 code for a protein of 439 amino acids. The record is from RefSeq and is a predicted model, not a curated record. Gene Ontology annotation, cellular component: cytosol.
GCGGAAGCACUCUCGAACCUCCACACAUACAUGCAGCAGCCCGUCUUCUCCCUCACCAUCUCCUCGCCGACCAACAUCGCGCUGAUCAAAUACUGGGGCAAGCGCGACGCCAAGAUAAACUUGCCCAUAAACUCGUCCGUCUCGGUCACGCUAAACCAGCGCGAUCUGCGUACUGUGACGACCGUUUCAGCGAGCCGCAGCUUCAGCCGCGACCGCCUUUGGCUCAACGGGGAAGAGGAGGACGUCAACGCGAGCCGGCGCGUGCUCGCCGUGUUUCGCGAGGUGCGCGCGCGCGCCGGCGACCUGCGCGACCCCAAGACGGGACAGGUGCUCGUCCGCAAGGACGAGUGGGAUGGCCUCCGCGUGUGGGUCGUGUCGGAAAACAACUUUCCGACCGCGGCGGGGCUCGCGUCGUCGGCGGCGGGGUACGCAGCCCUCACCUUCGCCCUCUCCAAGCUGUACGGCCUGCCCGACUCGCUCGCCGACGAGCUCUCUUGCAUCGCGCGCAUGGGGUCCGGCUCCGCUUGCCGCUCGCUCGCGGGCGGCUUUGUGGCGUGGGACAUGGGUCAGCGCGCCGACGGCGUCGACUCGCGCGCCCGGCAGGUGGCGGACGAGGCGCACUGGCCGGAGCUGCAGGUGCUGGUCCUCGUCGUCUCGGACACCAAGAAGACAGUCUCGUCGACUGCGGGCAUGCAGACGUCCGUCGACACCUCGCCGCUGCUCGCGCACCGCGCCGCUGCCGUCGUGCCGGGCCGGUUGGCCGAGAUGGAGGCCGCGUACCAGUCGCGCGAUUUCGGCAAGGUGGCGGAGCUGAUGAUGCGCGACUCGAACCAGUUCCACGCCACCUGCCUCGACACGUACCCGCCCGUCUUCUACAUGAAUGACGCCUCGCGAGCCAUCGUGCGAAUGGUGCACGCCCUCAACGAAGCUGCCGGAGAGACCGUCUGCGGCUACACCUUCGACGCCGGCCCCAACGCUGUCCUCCUCACUCUCAAGCGGCACCUGCCCACGGUGCUGGCCGCCGCAAACACGCACUUCCCGCCAAAACGCCCCGUCGAGGCGACCCUGGCUUCCGAGAGCUUGCUCGCUGCGCUCAAGUCGACGCCGCUUCCGCCAAAGCUGAGCUCGUUGUACCCCCUCGCGCCGAUGCGCGGCGCCGUGUCGUACAUCUACCACACUGACGUCGGGCCUGGCGCCAUGCUCUUGCCCGAUUCGGAGUCGCUCGCUGGUGAGGACGGCACCCCGCUCCGCCUCGCGGCGCCAGCUGCCUCGCCGCCGCACCAAAAGCUACUGCUCGCCGCCAUUGCCAUCGCGGCCGGGUGCGUCGCGCUCAAGGUGGCGCGGAAGUGAACGAUAGCGGGGAGAGUCAGACCCGCCACCGCGGCCGGAUAGCGGGCACGCGGUGGGCACGCCCACCCGAGAACGCCGCACCUCGAGCAUGGUGCAUGCAUGAGUACCUACACUGACGUAUCAUGGCCGAGCUCGCGCACCCAGACCGUCUCGGCGCGUGUCGGCUCUGUCGGUAACUGUCGCGAGCGCAGGCUCCGCCGACAGCCUUUCGUUUAUAUUUGCCACACACGUAUGAGGUAUGUGAAGGCUACUUGUUGAUAUGCGUGCCGCACCGCGGAGAGAGCGGAGGAUCGAA